AUGGACCUGCUAGCAGAUACUAAAAUGCUUGAUUGUAAACCAGCUGAUACACCUAUUGUUGAGAAUCAUAAACUUGGUGUUUAUGUGGAUCAGGUCCCAACUAACGGAGAAAUAUAUCAAAGGUUAGUUGGGAGAUUGAUUUAUUUAUCAUUGACACGCCCUGAUAUUGCCUAUGUUGUAAGCGUUGCUAACCAAUUUAUGCAUUCACCUAGUGAGGAUCAUAUGCCUGCUGUGAUGCGUAUUCUGAGUUAUUUAAAGUCUACUCCUGGGAGAGGUUUAUUAUUUAAGAAAAAUUGUCACUUGGAUCACUUGGAUCUGGAGGGUUACACUGACACAGAUUAUGCCGGGAAUAUUACAGAUAGACGUUCUACAUCAGGUUACUUCACCUUUGUUGGUGGUAACCUAGUUACGUGGCGUAGCAAGAAGCAAAACGUUGUGUCUCGGUCCUCCGCAAAGUUUGAGUAUAAAGGGAUUGCCCAAGGGGUUUGUGAAAUACUGUGGUUGAGGUGGUUACUUGCUGAAAUUGGGUUUAGACCGAAUGCUGCUACAAAGCCCCAUUGUGAUAAUCAGUCCGCAUUUGAAAUUGCUAACAAUCCGGUGCAACAUGAUCGAACUAAGCACGUAGAAGUUGAUCAGCAUUUCAUUAAGGAGAACACCGAUUUGAAGACUCACUUGACAAGUUGGGCAUUACCGAUAUCUAUGCACCAACUUGAGGGGGAGUGUUGGCGUGAGUCAACGUUCCUAUUUGGAAUAGAAUUUGUUCCUAUUAGGAAUAGAAUUUCUAGAUGCUCUACUACAGUUUACCGUGAUAAAUGCCAACGGCUCGGUAGUGUCCCUCAUAUUCCUGCCGAGCCACUGUCACCGAUCGUGAGCCCAUGGCCGUUCGCCCAAUGGGGACUGGAUCUAAUUGGUCCGAUGCCAGAGGGCAAGGGUCAGGUCAAAUACGUUGUUGUUGCUGUAGACUACUUCACCAAAUGGGUAGAAGCCAAGGCCCUAGCAACAAUAACGGCAGCCAGGAUCGAGGAUUUCGUCUGGACGAAUAUUUGCUGCCGAUUCGGCAUCCCCUACGCCAUCGUCACGGACAACGGCAGGCAGUUUGAUUCGGAAGUCUUCAGGCAAUUCUGCAAACGACUCAAGAUCAACCUGUUCUUUGCUUCGCCAGCACACCCCCAAUCGAACGGACAGGUCGAAGCCAUGAACAAAAUUGUCAAGAAGCUGCUGAAACGGCAGCUUGACAAAGCCAAAGGGGCAUGGCCAGAAAAGCUUCCAGAAGCGCUGUGGGCCAUACGGACAUCCUACCGAACGGCAACUGGGGAAACACCAUUCUCCAUGGUUUUCGGUUCAGAGGCAGUAGUCCCGGUAGAGAUCGGAGAGCCCUCCUACCGAACGGAAACCUUCGCACCGAAUGCAAAUGAGGAAGCGCUGGCUCUGAGCCUCGACUUACUCGAAGAGCGCCGAGCACAAGCCAACCUUCGGAACGAAGCUUACAAACAACGCGUCUCUCGGUACUAUGACUCCAGGGUCAGAUCCCGCUCUUUCCGAGUCGGAGAUUGGGUCAUGCUGAAAGUCUCCUUGGCAACCAAGAAUCCCACGGAAGGAACCCUCGGACCUUCCUGGGAGGGACCCUACGAGAUCAUCGGUAUCCAGCGAUCAGGGACUUACCGACUCAGAUACUCCAAUGGAAAGACCCUCGGUCACCCUUGGAACGUAGAGCAUUUGAAGUACUACUUCAAAUGA
Messenger RNA from Prunus armeniaca (apricot), 1737 nucleotides. The record is from the annotation of a GenBank genome assembly. NCBI's taxonomy places the organism in Eukaryota, Viridiplantae, Streptophyta, Magnoliopsida, Rosales, Rosaceae.